AGCAAUAUGGCGUUGUCCACGGGUGACAGAGAUGCUUCGUCUGCCGCUUGAUGUUUAUUUUUAUAUUUAACACGUUUAACAAAGUGUGACACAGCGUGAGUUAUCACCUGAAGGAGCUCUGUUAAACGCCUGCACAGCAGACAUGUCUGGGUCAAAUGUUUGGAGUCGCAGUCGAGAGAAGAUGAGACUUUUCCCUGAACUGUUUGCUCAGUGUUCAGGAGAGGCAGCAGUGUAUGGGAAGUGUGUGGCAGCUACCACAACAGGCAGACAGGAGCUGAAGAAGGACCUGUGUGCCAAGGAAUUUGAAGCACUGAAGACCUGCUUCAUAAAUGCAGCCAAGAAAAAAGCCAGAUGAAUGGAAACCGUCCCGGCUUUGUUGGAGUGGGCCGACCUCAACUGUCAAACUGUUCAGUGCUGUGGGAGAAGACAUGAAGUGUUGACUUGUAGCACUGGAAGCUCAUUAUUUAUCUUGAUGAUAAGUUGGAACUGUAAAUGAACUGAAUGUCUCGUCUUUUUUUUGUAUGUCUUUUUGAAAUGGAGCCAUGUAGUACUCAUACAGAUUUCUGUAAUAUAAAGUGGUGACUAAAACA
Messenger RNA from Larimichthys crocea (large yellow croaker), 590 nucleotides. RefSeq names its product NADH:ubiquinone oxidoreductase complex assembly factor 8 (gene ndufaf8). Gene Ontology annotation, cellular component: mitochondrion. The coding region runs from base 143 to 355 and encodes 70 amino acids. Lineage: Eukaryota; Metazoa; Chordata; Actinopteri; Sciaenidae. The transcript has 3 exons. Gene Ontology annotation, biological process: mitochondrial respiratory chain complex I assembly. The record is from RefSeq and is a predicted model, not a curated record.